UUGUGUCUUGGGUGCAGUACACACGAGAAGAUGUCUACCUUUUUAACUUAAUUGUGGUGGUGAGAUUAUUUUGUUAUGUUCACUUUCACUUUGGUUUAAAUUCCUCAAGUUCAGCGUUCUUGCCCUCAAUCUAGAUUCCAAGUUCGUAACAUCGAAGCAACCCCUUACCUAGAGUUUCAUUCGGCUUGAGCUAUGUCACAAUGGCUGUGUUUGGUAGAGCUUUUCAGCUCCUGUGCUUAUAAGCCAGGUUCAAAUUGGUGUUUGGUAACUCAGCUUAUUGGCAGCUUUUUUCAGAAGCUGCUGUGGCUUCCUUAGAUAAGCUGAAGCUGAAAAAUGCAGCUUCCGGAAGCCAGAAGCCACGGAAACACUGUAGCGGUAGUUACUGUAGAUUAAUGAAAAAUCCUAAAUGCCGAAAUUUACCCUUCCAAGCUGAAACAAUUUCAGCUGAACCAUUCCUUAACCCUACGCUCAUAUCUUCCUCGUCACUGUUCCCCAUCUCUCUCCCUCAUCACACUCGCACCAUCAGAAGCUCCCUUGCUCCCCCAUCUCUCUCCCUCAUCACACCCGCACCGCAGCAUCAGAAGCUGCUCCCUCACCGCCGCAUCCUCGCAGCUCCCCGUCACCGCCGCAUCGUCGCUGCUCCCCAUCACAGACGUAUCAGCACGCAAGCAUCUCUCUCCCUCACAUCGUCGCUGCUCCACUUCACCGCUCCCCGUCACCGCUCCCUUUCUCCGUCCGUCAUCAGAGACCGCAGCCCCGACAUCUAUCUACACAUCCGUGUGUCCCUCGUCACAGAUCGAUCUCCGACGCAAGUUCCCUGUCACCGGUCCCCGUCACCUCUCCCACAGAUCGAUCUCUCCCUCGCUUCAAUCUACCCAUCUCUCUGUCCCUCAUCACAGAUGGCAAAAGAGUCGGCUGUUUGGAACGACGUUUUAGUUGAUGUAUUUUGUGACAUAUGUAUCAAAGAGGUGGAUAACAAUAAUCGUCCGCAUACUCAUUUUAAUCCGGUGGGAUGGAAGAAUAUAAAGGACAUGCAAGGUUAUUCAUUUCAGAAGCAAGUGAAGAUUGUCAUUGCCACCAUGACACUUCAUAAUUAUAUACGGAGACAUGCAGAUCGUGAUAGACAUUUUGUCCGCAGUGAAGAAAGAGAAGGUUAUGGGUCAAGUGGUGGGAUAGAGAUGGAUGAUGAUGUAGAAGAAGAAGAAUAUCAUGGUCAUGGUGCACAAGAAAUGGAAACAAUAAGAAAUAACAUUACUCAAAGUUUGAUGAGUGCGCGUAAUAACGGGAAUAUUUGAACAUGUUAUGUGACCCUUAUUUUGGUUACUUGAUGCGAACUACAAACCAAUUGUUAUUAAUGUUACUAAUAUAUUUGUAUAAGUUAUUUUUAA
Messenger RNA from Rosa chinensis, 1388 nucleotides. RefSeq lists its product as uncharacterized. Lineage: Eukaryota; Viridiplantae; Streptophyta; Magnoliopsida; Rosales; Rosaceae. The record is from RefSeq and is a predicted model, not a curated record. The transcript has 2 exons. The coding region runs from base 393 to 1295 and encodes 300 amino acids.